Enterobius vermicularis (human pinworm) is the source of this 240-nucleotide messenger RNA. The record is from the annotation of a GenBank genome assembly. Lineage: Eukaryota; Metazoa; Nematoda; Chromadorea; Rhabditida; Oxyuridae.
AUGGAAAGUAAACAAAUCUUCGCGAAAGGCCUUAAGAAUUUCGAACUCCGAGAAGAAGCGUGGAGACUCUGCGCGAAUUAUGUUGGAGGAGUUUGGAAGGAAGUCUCUGCUAGCGAUAUUGUUAUGACAGUUCCGCCGGGAGUAGGGCCAACUGUUCUAGGGGUGUUUCGCGGAGGCAGGAUUGAAGAAUAUAUUCAGUCACGAAUCAUCACAAAUAAGGAAUUGUGCAACAUUCAGUAA